This is a messenger RNA of Anopheles cruzii, 2152 nucleotides long. RefSeq lists its product as uncharacterized. Bases 130 to 2007 code for a protein of 625 amino acids. The record is from RefSeq and is a predicted model, not a curated record. Lineage: Eukaryota; Metazoa; Arthropoda; Insecta; Diptera; Culicidae. The transcript has 2 exons.
ACUAAGUUUGCGGUCGUAAUAAGUCAUGGUCCCCGAAGUGUAAAACUUUUCACAGCAUUCAGCCAACAUCCACUGGCAUUGAGUUUCCCUAAUCCUAGCACAAACCGUACGGAAAUAUUAGCCAUUAAGAUGAACUACAAGUUCGAUACCAGUGAUUUAACUCGUCGGCUGAAACGAACGUUCGACGGCAACUUAUCGUACCGGAAACUGUUCCUGGUACUCUUCAUUGUAGCUGUCUUUUUACUGUACAUAGGGCCAUCGUUUCUUCGAUGGCUAUUCGGCCAAAGCGAACCAACAAAGGACCAGACGAUGCGCUGUAUGGACGACCGGUUAACUCCUUUCUACCUGCAAAACCUAGAAUACAACGUAAAUAUCCGGCAUCAAAACCCUUUUCCACACGAAUACGAUGCCAUACCAUACGUCGGCAAUGGUUGGUUCGGGCUGGAAGUCGAACAUUCGGCGCAUCUGAAUAUUUUUCGCGGCCGAGCUCUUCUGCAGCCGGUAAACUUUCAUCCAAUUGUCAGUGUUGCAAGUGCCGAUAACAUCUUUCGCGAGGCAACGGUCGUUGAGUACCUGAGCGGUAUUGUGCACCGGUUUCAGUGUUUCGCGGACGGCUACUAUGCGUCUUAUCAGUACUAUGCCCAUCGUACGAUACCAUCCGUGUUUGUGCAGGAACUCCAGCUGACGAACACAAAAAACCAGCUGAUGGACAUUGAGCUUAUUGUGCCACGAAUUUCUGACUGGCCGUCUGCAGUGGUGACAAACAUCAAGCUACAGCACGGCUCCACGAUUCUCGAGUACCAGGUUGUCUCGGGAGCGGUGGACGUUCCACCGACAGCAGGCAGCAAGGAACAGGCUCAGGUGCGUUUGGUCUCCAUCGUAUCGCGAAAACUUCCCCGUGUGAUAACACUGAAGAAAAGGGGCACAACCAAGCUGGAGCUGCUGCUCACGAUAAACUAUUCCGAACCGGUUGGGCAUGAUAAGAUGGCCGCGUAUAAGGACGUCGUUGAAAAGCAAGCGAUCGAUGCCAUGAACCGGGCACUGGCAGCAGCAGAAUAUGGCGAACAUGGUGCCUACAAUAGCUUCAAACGGGACCACAUUCGGGCUUGGAACGCCCUGUGGGAAACAGGGUUCCACAUAAGCACAUCGAAAGCAGAGAACACGCUGAACGGGAAUAACAUCAACGCUACUAUGUACGCGGUUGUAUCGCAUGCUCGUGCCUUCGAAUACGAACAAUCCGUGACGGCCGUGCGCAAGGAUGAGAUUGCUCGGUCAUUGACGUACGCUGAAGGGUGUUACGACAGCUACCAUACGUUACAGGCCGACAAUUUGUGGCGCCAAAUGUCUUCGUUCGAGGAGCACAAUGCCUUGGUCGCUUCGUGGAUGCUGACCCUCGAGAAGCAGGGAUGCCAUAAUCUGAUCAAAGCCGGAGCUAGCGGAAUCGUGCAAGCGAUGGUGCUGAGCUUUGGCGGGUUCCGCUUCAGCAACCAGCAUCUGGAGUUGAACAUUCACCCCAAAUAUCUACAUCGUGACUACGAUUUCCGCCGAUUGAACUAUGGCAACAAGACCCAUCUGAAUGUUUCCAUCGCCGUCCGCGACGACAACAAAGCGAUUCUGUCUGUAGCGUUGGAUCGUUCCGAUCGUAACUAUUAUGCGUGUGACGCAGGCUGUUUAGAUGAUCCGAUACAGCUGCGCCAAUCGAAGCUAACGUUUCCAGUAAAGCUCACUGAACCCGUGACAUCGAUUCUCUACAUCACCUCGGACCGCAAGCACAUGGAAGAUCUUAGGCAUGCGAUUCACAUCCAAGAAGUCCGUGUAGCGCCAGCUCACCAGCCUGCCGUUAUUGCAUUGCACAAGCACGGACAUCAUCUAGGAGGCUUACCGACGCUGUUUUGGGUCUCGAUUUGCGUCAUUAUUAUAGUGUUCCACGUUUUCCUUUGCAAGCUGAUAGUAAAGGAAUACUGUGAGCCUCCGGAUAAAAUGAGAUACCGUUACAGCAAACCAUAGAUAUACACAUACGUUCGUUUGUGUGAAUACUGUGUGCUUUGCUGAACUUGUUCAUGUGUCGUUCAUGCUCGUUGGCAUUUUUUGCCAAGACGUUACGAUGCGCAUAACAAAGUUCGAAAGAACUAUCGGUCCAGUAUCGCCUUUU